Ochotona princeps (American pika) is the source of this 4209-nucleotide messenger RNA. RefSeq names its product FCH and mu domain containing endocytic adaptor 2 (gene FCHO2). Bases 176 to 2602 code for a protein of 808 amino acids. Lineage: Eukaryota; Metazoa; Chordata; Mammalia; Lagomorpha; Ochotonidae. The record is from RefSeq and is a predicted model, not a curated record. The transcript has 26 exons. Gene Ontology annotation, cellular component: clathrin-coated pit; cytoplasm; plasma membrane. Gene Ontology annotation, biological process: clathrin coat assembly; synaptic vesicle endocytosis; clathrin-dependent endocytosis.
CGCGGCGGCCGAGCGUUGGCCCCGCGGAGGCAGCCGCUAGGUGGCGCAUGCGCCCUGGGGGGUGCGGGCCGCGUCUGGGAGCAAGGCGGCGGCGCAAGGCGGGGGCGCCGUGGGGGCCGGGUCGGUGUUUACAGAGCGGCGGGCGGACGGGCGCGGAACCCGGCGCGGCGGCACGAUGGUCAUGGCGCAUUUCGUGGAGAAUUUCUGGGGGGAAAAAAAUAGUGGCUUUGAUGUCCUCUACCAUAAUAUGAAACAUGGACAGAUAUCGACAAAAGAACUAGCAGAUUUUGUAAGAGAAAGAGCCACAAUAGAAGAAGCAUACUCCAGGUCAAUGACAAAACUAGCAAAGUCUGCGAGCAAUUAUUCACAACUUGGAACAUUUGCACCAGUGUGGGAUGUGUUCAAAACAUCUACGGAAAAAUUAGCAAAUUGUCACUUGGACCUUGUUAGAAAAUUACAAGAAUUAAUAAAGGAAGUUCAGAAGUAUGGAGAAGAGCAAGUAAAAUCUCAUAAGAAGACUAAAGAGGAAGUUGCAGGAACUCUGGAAGCGGUCCAGGCCAUUCAGACCAUAACUCAGGCCCUGCAGAAAUCCAAGGAAAAUUACAAUGCCAAGUGUGUAGAACAGGAGCGGUUGAAAAAGGAAGGAGCUACGCAAAGAGAAAUAGAAAAGGCAGCUGUUAAGUCUAAGAAAGCAACAGAUACCUAUAAACUCUAUGUGGAAAAAUACGCAGUAGCGAAAACUGAUUUUGAACAGAAGAUGACAGAAACUGCUCAGAAAUUUCAAGAUAUUGAAGAAACUCAUCUUAUUCAUAUAAAGGAAAUUAUAGGAUCCUUGUCUAAUGCUAUAAAGGAAAUUCAUUUGCAAAUAGGCCAGGUCCAUGAAGAAUUUAUAAAUAAUAUGGCUAACACUACAAUUGAAAGCUUGAUACAGAAGUUUGCUGAGUCAAAAGGCACUGGGAAGGAAAGGCCUGGUCUCAUUGAGUUUGAAGAGUGUGACCCUGCAAGUGCGGUUGAAGGUAUAAAACCAAGGAAAAGAAAGACUUUUGCUUUGCCAGGAAUAAUUAAGAAGGAAAAGGAUGCGGAGUCUGUGGAGUGUCCUGAUGCAGAUUCACUUAAUAUUCCUGAUGUGGAUGAAGAAGGCUAUAGUAUUAAACCAGAAGCAAAUCAAAAUGAUACCAAAGAGAACCAUUUCUACUCGUCGAGUGAUUCUGACUCAGAAGAUGAAGAACCAAAGAAGUACCGGAUAGAGAUCAAGCCUGUGCAUGCUGGCAACUCGCACCACACGAUGGCCUCCCUGGACGAGCUGAAGGUGUCCAUCGGGAACAUAGCACUGUCCCCUGCGGUGUCUAGACACAGUCCAGUCCAGAUGAAUCGGAAUUCGUCUAGUGAGGAAUUAACGAAAUCUAAGCCAUCUCUUCCCAAUGAGAAAGGGACCAAUGAUUUACUUGCUUGGGACCCCCUGUUUGGACCUUCUCUCGACCCAUCUUCAGUUUCACUGACUUCAUCAUCAUCAGCCAGACCCACAACUCCUCUUUCUUUUGGCACCAUUGUCCCACCUCCAAGGCCUGCUUCCAGACCAAAGCUCACCUCAGGCAAACUCAGUGGGAUUAAUGAAAUACCUAGGCCAUUCAGUCCACCUGUGACUUCCAGCACCAGCCCACCUCCUGCCGCUCCCUUAGCCCGGGCAGAAAGUUCUUCCUCUAUUUCAUCAUCUGCUUCAUUGAGUGCUGGCAAUACUCCAACAGUAGGAGUGUCACGGGGUCCCAGCCCUGUCAGCCUUGGAAAUCAGGACACCUUACCUGUGGCAGUCGCCCUUACGGAAUCUGUUAAUGCCUACUUUAAAGGAGCAGAUCCUACCAAGUGUAUUGUGAAGAUCACUGGUGAUAUGACGAUAUCCUUUCCAAGUGGGAUCAUUAAGGUCUUCACUGGCAACCCGUCUCCAGCUGUGCUGUGCUUCAGGGUGAAGAACAUCAGGCGGCUGGAGCAGAUUCUUCCAAACGCGCAGCUGGUUUUCAGUGAUCCGUCACAAUGUGAUUCUAAUGCAAAAGAUUUUUGGAUGAACAUGCAAGCUGUUACUGUCUACCUCAAGAAGCUUUCAGAGCAGAAUCCAGCUGCUGCUUACUACAACGUGGAUGUACUAAAGUAUCAGGUAUCCUCAAACGGCAUCCAGUCUACUCCCCUGAACCUUGCAACCUACUGGAAGUGUAGUGCCAACACCACAGAUCUGAGAGUGGAUUACAAGUACAACCCAGAAGCGAUGGCAGCGCCCAGCGUGCUUUCCAGCAUACAAGUGGUGGUUCCUGUGGAUGGAGGCGUCACAAACAUGCAGUCCCUGCCCGCUGCAGGAUGGAAUGCAGAGCAAAUGAAGGCCUUUUGGAAAUUGUCUGGGAUUUCAGAUAAAUCAGAAAAUGGAGGUUCUGGGUCACUCAGAGCGAAGUUCGACCUUUCCGCUGGCCCCAGUAAGCCCACGACCCUUGCGGUGCAGUUCCUCAGUGAGGGGAGCACCCUGUCUGGGGCAGACGUCGAGCUGGUCGGCACUGGCUAUCGGCUUUCCUUGCUUAAGAAGCGCUUCGCCACUGGACGCUAUCUGGCCGAUUGCUGACGGACCCAGGAAGUCGUGGUCUCAUCGGGGCAGCACACACCUGCCAUUCUGCAUUAUCUGUUCUCUCCAAACACUAUUCUAGCUUGGAUGAUGUCUUUCAAACUUAGACACAUUUGAGAACUGAUUGCAAACAUGAAAUUGCACUUUCAAAAUGAGUCAUUGGGAGAAGUAGCACUGAAAUGAUUGUCUAUGCUUGUAGCUGAUCAGCUGUGAUAUUCAGGAAGCGCCUGGAUUCAGUCUCAGUAAAAAUGAAAUUUUCCUAUGCUACAAUUGUAAAUUAUCUUCAGAGUCUCUAUUGAAAAGGGGGUUUAUAGUAUAGUAUCAGGCCUAAAGUUCCAGGAGAGCAAGCACAAAACAAUUUAGCUUUCCAUAGAUUUUUUUUAGAGUCAGAGCUUCAUGUUUCCCAAGUAUGAUACUGGACAGAUUUGAACAGAAUAAAAGUUCUGAGUUUUAGAUAAUGUUAGCUCAGAACACUCAAUCAAAUUGAGUUAUGUGCCAUAAGAUAAUCAGACCAGAGUCCCAAGUUGUAUGCAAAAAAAAUCUGUAAUUUGAUUCUCAUAAACAUAAUAAAGUGUAAAUGGUGUUUUGUAUAAUUUUUUAAAAUUCUUAAGUGCAAUGUGUUUUAAAAUAAGCUUGCAAAAGACAGCAGAGAAAUUUACUUCUGCAGUUAAUUAACUUUAUAGAAGUUGUGAUUGUUUUGAUGAAUUAAUGUUGUAGAUUUAAUUUAUUUUUAUAUGGAUUGCAUAAUGUAUGCCUUUUAAAACAAUAACAAAGCCAGGAAUGUGCCUAACUAAUUUGUGUUCAUCAAUGUGCCUCACUUUCCCCUCACACAUCCUGGGUCUUCUGCUCACAAGCUUAGAGUGGUCAGAUAUUCGCAGCUUUUGUAAGUACCCUUGGCCUGCAGUUGAGGAAGGAAUUCUGAGGAACUAGGGACCCCAGCUGACUUCUUCGGUGACCCCGUGGGCACUAGAAAGAUAAGGAGGCGGGUGGCGGCUGUUUACAGACAACAGAAUACCUUCGGUAGUCCACAUCCGACAGGAGAUGGAGUCUGAAGGACCAUUGCAGUAAAUUGGUAUUUUUCACUCUCCGUCGAGCAGUUCCUUGUCUUUGUUUAUCACUGGAAAUUUAUACAUUAUUUGCUGAUUGUAUUGUGAACAUGAAUUUUGCAGUAUUUUGUGAAGAAUACAAUGUUGAAAAGGUUAAUUUUGGCAACAGAGGAGGAGGUACCGCCAGUUGUUUUUAUUCCAACAACUGAGAAAAAGUUCAGUGGGAUGUUCUUACUAUUUAACUCACCUGGUAGAAAAAUAGAGUAAUAAGUAAUGGAUUGGGUUAAGCAUUUCUUAAACAACUAAUACUAACUAGUAAGAAACCUAACUUUAUAAAAAAACUGAUUACUGAAGAAAGGAAGUGUUUUUCAACGAAACUUCCUAAUUUACAAAUGGGAAUUUUAUUUAUAAUUAUAAAUACCAAUGUCUUUCACGUAAUAUUGUGUUAUGUAUGGUAAUUUAUGUAAAACCACUAAUUGUUCUGUUCACUCUUACAGAAAACUUCUAUCAUUAGAUAUGUUUGUGACAGCUUACUGUUCCACAUACAGCCAGAAGUCUACA